GUGUGUGAUUCUGGUGAAGGGCUACCCCAACUCAUGGGUCUGGGGUACCUGAAUGACCAGAUCUUCAUACACCGUGAUAAGAAGAUAAGGCAGCCUGUGCCUUUAGUUCCAUGGAUGAAGAAGUUAGUGAAGGAUGAUCCUGAGUACUGGAACUUGCACACUCAGCAUACGACUGGUCUGGAGAAGACUCUGAGGCAACAGGCGGCGAUGGUUCAGAAAUAUGGCAACCAGAAUGAGAGUUUUCUCACCUGGCAGGGAAUAAGUGUCUGUGAGAUGAGGGAGGAUGGCCAGAAAGUGGGGAAUAUCCGUUUUAGCUACAAUGGGAAGGACUUUAUCAGCUUCGACAAGGACACCCUCUCCUGGACUGUAACAGCCAAUGCUCCAGAGUUCAAGAGGAAGUGGGACACUUUCACAGCCAGUCCUCAGUAUUACAAGGAAUACCUGGAAGGGGUGUGCAUUGAAUGGCUAAAGAAAUACAUAAAGUAUGCCAAGGAAUCUCUGCUGAGGAGAGAGCCCCCAGUGGUGAAGGUGCUGCGAAAGAUGGACUCCAAUGGCCUGGAGACUCUCAUCUGCCGUGCCUACGGCUUCUACCCCAAGGAGAUCCAUCCAACCUGGAAAAGAGAUGGGGAAUUCUUGGAGCAGGAGCCCCUCCGUGGGGAUGUUGUCCCCAACUCAGAUGGGACCUACCACACCUGGACUGGCAUCAAUAUUGACUCCAAGGACAGGGCCCACUACCAGUGCCAGGUGGAACAUGUUGGUUUUCCAGAGCCUCACCUCUUCGCCUGGAAGGAACCUGCUUCAGUGGGCCUCAUUGUGGGGGGCAUCCUGAUGGCUGUGGCUGCUGUUGUCCUGCUGGUGGCUGGGAUCAUCUUCUACAUGAAGAAGCAGCAGGGAGGCUACAAAGCAACGUCAGCUGAGAAACCCUCCUCCCUCUGAAGUGACCCUUCAGCACCAGAAAUGUGGCUGAGGGGCAGUGGUGGUGCAGUGCUGCAGGGACGCAGUCCUGGUACAUUUUCCCCUGCAGGGUCUCAGCAGGGACGCAGGGCACUGGGCUUUCUACAUGGAAAUAAUGGACUGCUCUUGCUAUUCCAUGAAUUCAACCAUGGUCAAUGGGAAGGAACCAGUACAUUCCAGUGGGCUUUCCCUGUCAUUCAUUCUAGUACAUGCCCUGGAAUUGACCUGAUCCUCAACGUCUUGUAACAGAACUCCCCAAAUUAUUGCAU
Messenger RNA from Hemicordylus capensis (graceful crag lizard), 1223 nucleotides. RefSeq names its product class I histocompatibility antigen, F10 alpha chain-like. Lineage: Eukaryota; Metazoa; Chordata; Lepidosauria; Squamata; Cordylidae. The record is from RefSeq and is a predicted model, not a curated record. The coding region runs from base 34 to 936 and encodes 300 amino acids. Gene Ontology annotation, cellular component: external side of plasma membrane. Gene Ontology annotation, biological process: immune response. The transcript has 5 exons.